GAGCCACCUUACCACAUCCUAUCCAGACGCAAGAAAUGGGGGCUCGUCAUUUUGGCCUCCUUGGCGGGCUGCUUCUCACCUCUUUCAUCAAACAUCUACUUCCCAGCCAUUGACAGCAUAUCGUCGAGUCUUGGCGUGAGCCUGUCCCUUGUCGCCCUCACGAUCACUGUAUACAUGGUCGUCCAGGGCAUCGCGCCUUCACUCUUCGGCGCCUUCUCGGACACGUAUGGUCGACGCCUCACCUUCGCCAUCAGCCUGACCAUAUAUACAGCUGCAAACUUGGCCCUCGCUUUCACGUCGAGCUUCCCAAUGCUCUUGGUCCUGCGAGGCGUCCAAGCAGCAGGAUCUGCAGCGACCAUCAGUAUUAGUGCCGGCGUCAUUGCGGAUAUUGCCGAUCCGCGAGAGCGUGGAGGAUUCAUGGGGACCAACGCUGGUAUUCGAAUGACUGGUCAAGCAAUCGGGCCUGUCAUUGGAGGUCUUCUCAAUAGCGCAUGGGGAUUUAGAAGCAUCUUCUGGCUGUUGUUUGUCUUUGGAAUGCUUGUCCUCAUGGCAUUGUUGAUCUUCCUACCAGAGACGCAACGCAAGGUCGCGGGCAAUGGUAGUGUUCCCCUCUCAGGUUUCCACAAGCCAUUGAUCUACGUGAUCAAUCCUCCCAAAGCCUGGGGAGAAACCGCCGAAAAGCCGCUACCGAAACGUCGAGAAUCAAUCUCUUUCAAGAAAGCGUUUAGCCCACUGGCCUACAUCCUCGAGAAGGACAUAGCUAUACUCUUGGCCUGGGGCGCUGUGGCCUACACAGCAUGGAGCAUGGUCACAUCAUCGACUACGACGGCUUUGCUGAAAGGAUAUCCAUACCUCAAUGAGUGGCAGAUCGGCCUCUGCUUUUUGCCCAAUGGCUUUGGGUGCGUGGCCGGUUCACUCUGCACCGGUUGGAUGUUGGACAAGAGCUUCAAGAGCGCCGAGGCACGAUAUCGAGCUGAGCAGGGCAUCUACACCGAGCAAGACGUGUCAAAGAAGCACGGAUUCCCUCUUGUACGCGCGCGUCUACGUCUGAUGCCUUACUUUAGCCUCGCUCUCCUGUUCUCCCUGGCCCUAUAUGGACCCAGCUUUGAGUUCAACGACUUGCGACGCCAGUUCAGCGGCAACCUAGCAGCGCCGCUUGGUUUACAGUUUCUCAUUGCCUUUACCGCCACUGCCAUCUUUAACAUCAACUCCACACUGCUCGUCGACUGCUUCCCGGACCGACCAGCCAGUGCGACAGCACUCAACAACUUGUGUCGCUGCCUCCUCGGUGCUGCUGGAGUCAGCGUCAUCCAGCCGAUGAUUGAUGCUGUCAAGAUAAUGAAAGCCUUCUUUAUCGUUACGGGAAUAGUUAUUGUGUGUACUCCUCUGGUCUGGGUGGAAUGGAAAUGGGGCGAAAAAUGGAGGCGAGAACGUGAAGACAAGCUCAGCUUGCAAGAAGAACAAAGAUGA
Messenger RNA from Fusarium vanettenii 77-13-4, 1470 nucleotides. RefSeq lists its product as uncharacterized. Gene Ontology annotation, molecular function: transmembrane transporter activity. NCBI's taxonomy places the organism in Eukaryota, Fungi, Ascomycota, Sordariomycetes, Hypocreales, Nectriaceae. The annotation marks the transcript as partial. Gene Ontology annotation, biological process: transmembrane transport. The record is from RefSeq and is a predicted model, not a curated record. The transcript has 2 exons.